Messenger RNA from Linum tenue, 1265 nucleotides. NCBI's taxonomy places the organism in Eukaryota, Viridiplantae, Streptophyta, Magnoliopsida, Malpighiales, Linaceae. The record is from the annotation of a GenBank genome assembly.
CUACAACUUUGGCUUCUUCUCCCCGUCUGUUCUGCUUCUCCAGUCCAUUCUCAGGUCUCUGUCGCCGUCGCGGUGAGCAACGCCAUCCUCUUCUUGCACUUCUGUUCGCAGCCUUCACCAGAACUCUUCUGUAGCUCCAAGAAAUGGCGGGAGGAAGAACAAAACUAUGAAAGGAAAACCACCAGAAGUUGCCUGACUUUGUGGAAUAACGUAGCAACUGGGUUUUCGAUAAAUGAUUAGUGUACAGAAUUGUGUUCCUAUCUGACUCAGAUUAAAGAUGAAUCCAGGCGCUGUAUAUGCAAUUUCGAGCUCCAUGGUUAUGCCUGCUAGGCCAAAUUGGUUGCCACCGUCCCACAUCUCUACAAUUUCAAGUUGCGAGUUUCGAAUCCGUUGCAGUAUCUCGGGUAGAGUUGAUUCUGGAGCUGAUCAGAGUAGGAAAAUAACCAAGAAAGUGAAGAACAGAGAUCAACAGCUGUGGAAGAAGAGGGAUUCGGCUGGAUCCGGAACAAAGGCUCUCAAUCUUGUUAGAAUUGUUUCCGAACUUCCCAAUGAGAAAGAGGCUGUUUAUGGAGCAUUGGAUAAGUGGACAGCUUGGGAGACGGAGUUCCCCCUAAUUGCAGCUGCUAAAGCUUUACAGAUACUGAGGAAGAAGGCUCAGUGGCAGCGUGUAAUUCAAGUUGCCAAGUGGAUGUUGAGCAAGGGUCAAGGAGACACAAUGGGAACGUACGACACCCUUCUGCUGGCGUUCGACAUGGAUGGCAGAGUCGAUGAAGCAGAAACACUAUGGGGCAUGGUAUUGCAUAUACACCAGCGCUCGAUUCCAAAACGCUUGUUUGCGAGGAUGAUUUCUCUAUAUGAUCACCACGAUAAGCAAAAUGGGAUGAUAGAGGUGUUUGCGGAUAUGGAGGAGCUGGGCAUACGGCCUGAUGAAGAUACAGUAAGGAAAGUGGCUCGUGCCUUCAAGAUGUUAGGGGACAAAGAGAAGCAGAAGUUGGUUCUGCAAAGAUACCUGCCUGACUGGAAGUACAUCCACUUCAAUGGUGAGAGGGUUCGAGUGAGAAGAAACAAAUGUCCUGGAGACUAAUAUGUAUUAUAUAUUAGAUCCUUUACUUUUUCAAGUUCUUGGCUGAAAAUGUCUGAUCAAGUCCUAUGGCCUUUCGCAUGUGCUCUUUCAAGAACAAAAUCGACUCUCUAUCACUCUGUUUACGUACAUAACAAAAAGCUUCGACAACAUAUUUGGCCUCACUCCCGUACAUAUGAGAUGC